Molecule: messenger RNA, 5027 nt
Organism: Schistosoma rodhaini
Lineage: Eukaryota; Metazoa; Platyhelminthes; Trematoda; Strigeidida; Schistosomatidae
Source: the annotation of a GenBank genome assembly
GAAGUGGUAACCUUCAUUCGGUUGGAUAUCUGUUAGCGGGGUAUUUGGUUUCCAACCUAAUUCGUUUGACGAUGGCCAGGGCAGAUAUUGGCAUGAUUGGUCUGGCAGUAAUGGGUCAGAAUCUGGUCCUAAACAUGAACGAUCAUGGAUUUACCGUCUCAGUUUACAAUCGAACUGUUUCUAAAGUUAAAGAAUUUAUUGAGAAUGAAGCCAAAGGAACAAAUAUCAUUGGAACAAUGUCGUUAGAAGAGUUUGUGCAUAGUUUGAAACGUCCUAGGAAAGCUAUGCUCUUGGUUAAAGCUGGUCAAGCGGUCGAUGAUUUUAUUUCGAAACUAGUACCUUUGCUUGAAAAAGGUGACAUUAUAAUCGAUGGAGGAAAUUCUGAGUAUAUGGAUACUGACAGACGUUGUUCAGAGUUAGCUAAGCAGGGGAUCCUUUAUGUUGGGACGGGUGUAAGUGGUGGAGAAGAGGGUGCUAGACAUGGACCAAGUCUUAUGCCUGGAGGUAACCCUGAAGCUUGGCCUCACAUCAAACCAAUCUUCCAGGCAAUUGCAGCUAAAGCCGGAUCUGGUGAACCUUGCUGUGACUGGACAGGACCUGCUGGUUCUGGACAUUAUGUAAAAAUGGUCCAUAAUGGGAUUGAAUAUGCUGACAUGGAGUUGAUAGCAGAAGCAUACCAUUUGUUACGGUAUUUGGGCCAUUUCCAAAAUAAUGGAAUAGCACAAGUUUUCAAAGAAUGGAACAAUGGUCCUUUGGAAUCCUACCUCAUUGAAAUAACUAGUCAUAUAUUUAAUUACCAGAAUCCUGACGGUUCAUACCUUAUUGAUCAGAUACUGGAUGCUGCUGGACAAAAGGGUACUGGUAAAUGGACUGCAAUAUGUGGACUUGAUCAUGGUAUUCCUGUGACACUGAUCGCUGAGGCAGUAUUUUCCCGUCAGUUAUCAUCAAUGAGAACACUUCGUUCAGAAGCAUGUAGUGUGUUAAACACAACACCUGACAAACCAUUUUGUUGUUCUAGUCCAGAAAUUGCAAAGAAGCUUACUGAUGACAUUUGGAAAGUAAGUUCAUUCAUAUUAUGUAUCGCUUUACUUUGAGAAGAAUGUUUUCUAUCAUGCAAUAAUAUGGUUUUUUGUUCUUCUUGAAUGUAUACCUCCAAAAUUACUACUGUUUUGAGUUGGCAUAAUGUAAAGCUAAUUGUCGACUUUGAGGCAUAUAAUAAAUUUAGUAAAAUCAUACAGAUGUAAGUACUGGUUAAGUUAGAUGACUAGUAAUGGCAUAUAACCAAGACUUGAUGAUUAACUAUACGGUAAGUAAAUUUAGCUUCCACCAUAUAGGUCGCAGGUUCGAUCUCCGGUGUAAACACCUCGGUUUGGAUACUCAGAUAGUAUCAUCAACCUUCACAUAAUAUAACUCAAAGUCGAAUGCAUAAACUUUUACUUGGUAAGAUGAGUUGGUUAUUGGGGAUUCAUGAAGAGCAGUUAACUAAAUGGCUAAUCUUUAAAUGUAUCUUGUUUAUCCAAAAUGACAUCGUUGUUUGGGUCCGCAAAAGACAAAUAACUAAAUGCGAUUGAUGCUUAUGUGAAAAUUUAAGGUAGGGAGUUAACAGAUUAAUGGAUUCAUUAAUUAAAAACAAUGAUAAGCAUUUCAACUGUAAGAUAAUGAAAAACAGUGUUUUUUAUUAUGAUGUUAGUCACUCGCCAUGUUCCCAUAUAUUUUCAAGAUUGCCUGCAAAUCGAUAAAAAGCCUUAACUUUUAUAACAUUCACAAAGAACAAUAAUAAUUAUGUUUGCCUAUUCAUUUCGUUUGAUUGUCUGAAUUUCAUGUCAGUUAUCAUAUCUAAUAAUUAUCUUCGUGUUGACAUACAUCUACGCUCCCGAAAAAAGCGUCUUCCAAAUCUAUGUUCCAUAUGAAUGACAUCCUUUUAGUAGCCCACAAAAUUUCGACAUGACUGAAAUCUCUGCUUUCAUGUAUAUCUUGCUAUGAAAAACCAACUAUCCUAAACGCGCCAAUUAUUACGUAGAAUGACCAAAUGCUAUGUAGAUACAUAUAUCACUGUCGAAAUCUGAUCAACAGCUUAUAAUUAUCUCAAUCGAUUUUGUGAAUCUACUCAUCAGCUUAACCUGAGACGUCAGCGCAUGAUAACAAAGCAAAAUAAAAAAGUAGGGCAAACUUCCUGUAACUUCAACUUUUUGUGUAUAGUGCCUUGAUGACAUAAAAUGAUAAAAGUAUUUCCAUGUAAGAUCUAUCUAUACCAUACCUAUCUAAUUUUGGAAGAUAGAGUUUUGAUAUUUCAUUUACAUUGCGAAAGGAUUCUGAUUGCCUGAAUAGUAGUUCAUGAGUGUUAGAAGGAAAUGGUCGUACAUAACCCAAUAAAUUAGUUACAUCCGUUUAUUCUUAAAUUGUGAUCAUAUACUAAUCUGUUGACCGAUAAGUAUGUAGUGCUACCCAGUUCAAUUUAUUCAAAUAUAAUUGUUACUCAGUGCAAAUAAAACAACAAUUAGCGAAAUCAGACAGUUUUUAAACUAUAUUGGUGCAUACCAUAAAUUUCUUUGUAGCCCUUACCUUCUCUUUUUUUUGUAUCGAGCCAACAUCAAUUUUUUUGUCCACUUAUAACAAUAUAAGCCUGAUAAGCUGUUGUUUUAUCGAUAAGCUCUUUCUUCGUGCAUUUGCUUUUUAUUCUGUUAUUUAUUUAAUAACCACAUGACAUGAAAAAAACAAUCCAAUCUUUGCAAAUGAACAGACAAUCAAUAAUUUUGGAGGAGCCAUUUACAAUAUGAAUGUAUCCAACCUCCAUUGAUUAGUAUUAAAUCGUUAUUAAAAUACAUAGAAAUAGUGCACAGCUCAAUUAUCAAGUAAACAUAUAUGUAUGUACUAAACUUAGAAAUUUGGGAGCUAAAGUUAUGUUCAAGUUCCGCUUAUUGAACUAGAUAAAAUGCGUUUACAAACUGAUAUCUUCUUAAUGUAAGUUGCUACUUUGUUUUAAUUGGUUGAAUACUAUAUGGCUACAACUAUUGAAGUGAAAUUCCUUAAACUUUAAUUCUGUGUUUAUUUACAAGGGGCUUUUUUAAACUCAAGAUAAAUGACGCUUCUCGUCUGUUCGUAUUUAAUUAGGCGCCUCUUUCACUGUCUGGUUAAUCAUCAAUAAAUAUGGUUAUUACAAAAUUGUUUCUGCAGUUAUAGUGAAGUAGGAUGAUCAUAGUAUGUCGUCAAGAUGUAUGAGAACUGUAAAUUCGAAACUUCAAGUUAUCGUAUAAUUAGAAUAUGAAAAUAUUCGUCAAAUUUAAAUUCCUAUACAUCGAAGACACUGCUCGCUCUUUCUCACAGGCAUCUAACUUGUUAUCGUUUAAUUAUAGGCAUUGUAUGCAUCAAAAAUAGUUUCUUAUGCCCAAGGAUUCAUGCUAUUGCAACAGGCAUAUCAAGCCUUCGGUUGGAAACUGGAUCUUGGUGCGAUAGCGCUUAUGUGGCGUGGUGGGUGCAUCAUACGCAGCAAAUUUCUUGGAAAUAUAAAAGAAGCUUAUGACAAAAAUCCAAAUCUGAGUAAUUUGCUUCUAGAUCCAUUCUUUAAAAAAGUUAUUGAUGAAUGUGAGGUAAGUUGUGCGAAUAAAUAAUUAUCUAUUUAUUGGUUGGUUAACGAUUGUGAUAAACUAUAUUUUAAUUACAGAAUACUAGGUGUAAUAUAAUGUUUUUUGUGUAGUUCUUAAUCCAUUAGGUGAACUAUUAAACUACUCUAUCUUAAAGCAAUCUUAAUUAAGAUACAAAUACGUGAUUGAAUUACUUUUUGCAAUGAAUCAUGAUACAGUCUAUUCGUGUCAGAUUUACCUUUAACCUUUUAAACGUAACAGGAAGAAUAGACAAGGUUGUAAAUAAUUGCUUUUUUUGAGAGAGAAAGAGAGUAUCAGUAAUUCUGUUUACAAGCCAAAAUUCAAUGAGCAUUUUAAACUAAAUAGUGUAUUAAGAUAGCACUAACAUUGUGAUAAUAACUUUGCUUUUGUUCCUCUAUUUAACAGAUUACUGGUUAAAAGACUGACUAGCAGCCGAAUAGCCUAAACGUUAUCAGACAUGAACAGCAGCCGAAUACAUAUAUUUAGAUGUGCGGUGAAUUAACACAUUGUUAUGCGACUGAUAAUCAUUUCUCAUAGGUCACGAUAUAUUGCUUGCAUUUUAUAUGACGAGUGAAUGAUAAUGGCUAGUAAGGUGGUCAUUUCGUCAUAACCUAGAGUAGAACUUCAAGACAAUCAGAUUAAAAUGUACUAAUCGUUUGCAGGUAAUGCACAUUUAUUACGAUUUAUGAGAUGACGUAAGACGGUAUCCAGUUAUUUUAUCAACUAAGAAAUACAACUUAUAAUUUCCAUGAGUUUAUGCAAUUCUUCUAUUCAUCCUUUUUUUUCUGGACGCAUAGAGUCAGACAGGUUUAUUGUCGGGCCAUGAUAAUCUCGGUAAAAUAAAUAAGCUUUAUGCUUGAACUUGCUGAAGUUUGUCAGUACGCAAAACAGAUCAGUGAUAUCUCCUGUUUUUCUGAUCUGCUUGAUUCACACUUCUAGUAAUUAUUAUUCAUAGUGUUAUUAUGAUUUGCUUUUUAGGAUGGAUGGCGUAGAGUGGUUUCUCAUGGAGCUUUAAACGCGAUUCCUACACCUGUAUUCAGCUCUGCAUUAUCAUUUUAUGAUGGGAUAAAAUGUUCACAUUUACCUGCUAAUUUAAUACAAGCUCAACGUGACUAUUUUGGAGCCCAUCAAUUUGAAAAAACCGACAAUCCAGGCACAUUUGUUCAUGUCGACUGGACAGGUCAUGGAGGUUCAGCAGCUUCCACUACAUAUCAGGCUUAAUUUCAGUAAAUUGUGUGAUACUUAAUCAUGUCUAUAUUACUUAGUUAGAAAAUGAAGAGACUUCUACGGAUUAUCAUGUUUUCAAAAUUCUCUUUUUAUGUACGUUUGUCAGAAAUAAUUUCUUAGAUAAAAAAUUGUAUUCUUAGUAUUAUUUGUACAAGUUGUUUCUCAUAUCACCCUUAAUAAAUUACUCUAGUAAUCAUC